AUGGAUUUUCCAGGACACUUUGAGCAAAUCUUUCAGCAGCUGAACUACCAGAGGCUUCAUGGCCAGCUUUGUGACUGUGUCAUUGUGGUGGGAAACAGGCACUUCAAGGCCCACCGCUCGGUCCUGGCAGCAUGUAGCACACACUUCCGAGCCCUCUUCACUGUAGCAGAAGGAGAUCAGACGAUGAACAUGAUCCAGCUGGACAGUGAAGUGGUGACAGCAGAAGCCUUUGCUGCUCUGAUAGACAUGAUGUACACUUCCACACUAAUGCUUGGGGAGAGCAACGUCAUGGAUGUCUUGCUGGCUGCUUCUCACCUACAUUUGAACUCAGUGGUUAAAGCGUGCAAGCACUACCUUACCACCAGGACACUGCCCAUGUCUCCGCCAAGUGACAGAGUUCAGGAGCAAAAUGCACGCAUGCAGAGAUCCUUCAUGCUGCAGCAGCUGGGGCUGAGCAUUGUCAGCUCAGCCUUAAAUUCCACGCCCAGCACAGAGGAGCAGCCCAACCCCAUGAGCUCCUCGAUGAGAGGAAACAUGGAGCAGCGCACGGCUUUCCCCAUCCGCCGCUUGCACAAGCGGAAGCAGGCGUCCGAGGAGCGGGGCCGCCCGCGCGUCCGACCGCCCUUGGAGGAGGCAGCGUCCGAGGCUGCCACGGAGAGCGGGCAGGCAGGGAUGCACUCACGGGAGGACUUCUUCUCACCUGACUCCCUGAAGAUGGUGGACAACUCAAAGGCUGAUGCCGUUGCUGAUAACCAGGAGGAUAACACUAUUAUGUUUGAUCAGUCUUUCAGUGCUCAGGAAGAUGCUCAAGUGCCCAGCCAGUCAGACAACAGUGGGGGAAACAUCUCACAGAUGUCCAUGGCGUCCCAGGCAACACAGGUGGAAACCAGCUUUGACCAGGAGCCUGCUUCUGAGAAGAGCAACUUCCCAUGUGAGAAUCCAGAAGUCAGUCUGAACGAAAAAGAGCACAUGAGGGUGGUGGUGAAGUCUGAGCCGCUGAGUUCCCCAGAGCCUCAGGACGAGGUGAGUGAUGUGACUUCGCAGGCAGAGGGCAGUGAGUCUGUGGAAGUGGAGGGAGGGGUGGUGAGUGCAGAGAAGAUAGAACUGAGCCCUGAGAGCAGCGACCGCAGCUUUUCCGACCCACAGUCCAGCACUGAUCGGGUGGGAGACAUCCAUAUUAUGGAGGUGUCAAAUAACCUGGAACACAAGUCUACAUUCAGUAUCUCAAAUUUUCUAAAUAAAAGCAGAGGUGGUGGCUUUGGUGCUAGUCAGAACAGCGAUGACAACAUUCCUAACACCACCAGUGACUGCAGAAUGGACAGCGAUGCCUCGUACCUAAUGAGUCCAGAGUCAGGGCCUGCUGGAGGCCACUCAUCCGCCACCGUUUCUCACGUGGAGAACCCGUUCAGUGAGCCUGCAGACUCUCACUUUGUCAGACCGAUGCAGGAGGUGAUGGGUCUCCCCGGCGUGCAGACCUCCGGCUACCGGGCAGCAGAGCAGUUCAGCAUGGAUUUCCCACGGUCAGGCCUGGGCUUGCACUCCCUGUCCAGAGCCAUGAUUGGCUCAGUCAGAGGAGGAGCAAGCAGCUUCCCUGGCUACCGCCGCAUAGCCCCCAAAAUGCCGGUGGUGACCUCUGUCAGGAGCUCCCAGCUGCAGGAUAACUCCUCCAGUUCCCAGCUGAUGAUGAACGGGACCACGUCUUUUGAGAACGGGCACCCGUCGCAGCCAGGCCCGCCGCAGCUGACGCGCGCCUCGGCAGAUGUGCUCUCCAAGUGCAAGAAGGCCUUGUCCGAGCACAACGUCCUGGUCGUGGAAGGCGCGCGCAAGUACGCCUGCAAGAUCUGCUGCAAGACCUUCCUGACCUUGACAGACUGCAAGAAACACAUCCGUGUGCACACGGGAGAGAAGCCUUAUGCCUGCCUGAAGUGUGGCAAGAGGUUCAGCCAGUCCAGCCACCUCUAUAAACACUCCAAAACCACCUGCCUGCGCUGGCAGAGCAGCAACCUGCCCAGCACGUUGCUCUAA
Messenger RNA from Chaetura pelagica (chimney swift), 2025 nucleotides. RefSeq names its product zinc finger and BTB domain containing 5 (gene ZBTB5). NCBI's taxonomy places the organism in Eukaryota, Metazoa, Chordata, Aves, Apodiformes, Apodidae. The record is from RefSeq and is a predicted model, not a curated record. Gene Ontology annotation, cellular component: nucleus. Gene Ontology annotation, biological process: regulation of transcription by RNA polymerase II. Gene Ontology annotation, molecular function: RNA polymerase II cis-regulatory region sequence-specific DNA binding; protein binding; DNA-binding transcription factor activity, RNA polymerase II-specific. The coding region runs from base 1 to 2025 and encodes 674 amino acids. The transcript has a single exon.